Molecule: messenger RNA, 816 nt
Organism: Colletotrichum spaethianum
Lineage: Eukaryota; Fungi; Ascomycota; Sordariomycetes; Glomerellales; Glomerellaceae
Product: short-chain dehydrogenase/reductase SAT3
Exons: 1
Coding region: 1-816 (271 amino acids)
Molecular function (GO): oxidoreductase activity
Source: RefSeq, a predicted model, not a curated record
AUGGCACACAAGUACACUAACAAGCUCGAGGGCAAGUCAGUUCUUAUCGUUGGCGGAACUUCAGGCAUUGGCUUCGCAGUUGCUGAGGCUAGCGUCGAAUUUGGCGCCAACGUCGUUGUCGCGAGCCGAAGUCAGGAGAGAGUCGACAAAACCAUCAAGCGCCUCAUGGAAUCGUACCCCGACGCCAAGGGUCGCAUUCGCGGCCAUGUCGUCAACCUUCACGGCGAUGAGUCCGAGACCAGCAUCAAGAGGCUCUUUGAUUUUGCCACCAAUGAAAACCAAGACAAGAUUGACCACGUUGUCGAGACGGCUGGUGAAGCCCCUGAUGCCUCGCUCACGCUGCAAGACGCGACUCCCCAGCGCAUAACGGAGGCCAGCAGCUCUCGCUUCCCUGGCGUUGUAGUCCUUGCCAAGGUAGCCUCCAAGUAUCUCAAGAAAGAAUACACGUCCUCGUUUACCAUCACCGGCGGCGCAGCCACGUACAAGCCCUCGCAGGGCUGGGCCGUGCUGGCGGCUAUUGGCGGGGCCAAAGAUGCGCUGGCGAGAGGGCUUGCGGUCGACAUGGCGCCCGUGAGAGUCAAUCUCGUCUCGCCCGGGGCAACGCAGACGGAGCUCAUGGCGUUUGCCUUUGAUAACUUGAAUUUUGGGGAUCUCAAGGCCGAUCCCGAGGUCGUGCGGGACAUGUUCAGAAGCACGUCGUUGCUGAACAGGAUCGGGGACCCGGAGGACUUGGCUGAGACCUACCUGUCACUGAUGAGGAACUACUUCGUAACUGGAACAACGCUCCAUGUUGAUGGUGGCAAGUUGUUGAAGUAA